Molecule: messenger RNA, 120 nt
Organism: Entamoeba invadens IP1
Lineage: Eukaryota; Evosea; Mastigamoebida; Endamoebidae
Exons: 2
Source: RefSeq, a predicted model, not a curated record
AUGGAAUACAUCGAAACACAUUGUAACAUCCCAACAGUCAUGUCUGAAUUAAAAAUUACGACUGUUGAGAGUUACAUCUCGCUCAUCAACGACUUGAGUAAAGCAAAGAAUAAAAGUACA